Messenger RNA from Polychytrium aggregatum, 1559 nucleotides. RefSeq lists its product as uncharacterized. Lineage: Eukaryota; Fungi; Chytridiomycota; Chytridiomycetes; Polychytriales. Bases 118 to 1242 code for a protein of 374 amino acids. The record is from RefSeq and is a predicted model, not a curated record. The transcript is spliced from 5 exons.
CAUUCAAUUGCAGACUCGUCAAAGUCCCAGAUCAAGAAGCCCGCUGUCCAUCAGCAAUUCGACGACUCUGACUUUCUGAACCUGCCCUGGAACGGCCAGGAUGUCAAUAUCCUGGUCAUGGGAGAGACCGGUGUCGGCAAGUCGACCCUCAUCAACGCCGUCGCCAACUACGUCAGUUUCAAAUCUCUGGAAGAAGCCUGUGCCUCCUCUGAGAUUGUGACCCUCGUGCCAACAAAGUUUGUUCUCUACGACCCCGAAACAUGCAAGCCGACCGAGAUCAAGACCGACGAUAAAUCCUUGAAGGUGCCUGCUCACGCCGCGCACGCCAACGAAGUCUACAAGCAAGGACAGUCGACAACGCAGCAUCCCCAGUCGUACGUGUUCAGUGUAUACGACGAAGACAACCUGCCAACCAAAAUCAGGAUCAUCGACACCCCAGGCAUGGGCGACUCGCGAGGCGUCGAGACUGACAGACUCAACAUGCAAAACAUCAUCCGAUGCGUCACCCGCGUCGGCAAGAUCCACAUGCUCGUCAUUGCGCUGCCCACAAACCAGAGCCGACUCACGGUCUGGUUCAGAUUCUGCAUCAUGGAGCUGUUCAAGUACCUGGACCGUGGCACCGUGGAGAACAUUGCGUUCUUGUUCACCAAGGCCCGGUCGACAGCCUUCCGAGUGGGCGACACCAUUCCAAACAUGAGACAGCUGUUUGACCAGAUCAAGUCCCAGUCAGGCGUGGACAUCCACCUGGACGACACCAACAGCUUCAUCAUCGACAACGAGGCAUAUCGCUAUCUCCUCGCCAAGGACAAGGUCGAGUUCUCUGAAGGCGAGGUUCUCCAGUUUGACGAUUCGUGGCACAGAUCCUCGAUCGCAUGCCGCAAAAUGGUCAGGGUCGCCCGGGGACGAAGCCCAAAGGACUUCAGGGUGACUGCCCAGCUCGAGGCCCUGAGGACGUACAUUGACAGGGAAAUCCAGAGCCUGGUCGCCUCCGAGGGCACCGAAGAGUCGUUUGAACACAAAGCCGACUCCAUGCUCGCAUGGAAAGAACUUUCUGGAGAAGAAGUAUAUCAAGUGGCGCACCCACGUUGUCGAAGAAGACACCCGAUCACAGUCGCUCCAGCUGCUUGCGCUGAGCAAUCAAUGCCUGUCGCAGUCGCCGGAGCAUCAAGCCAAUCCGCAGACUCUGGACGAAGUGCUUGGACUGCUCAAAGCCAGCAGCGGAGAAACGGAGCUAGACCUUGACAAAACCGUCCAAGAUUUCCAGAAGGAAAUGGCAGAGUUUGACUGGGAGGCCAAGCUGAAACCCACCUCCAGGCCGACCAACACACCCGCUCCGACGGGAGUCCCCCCAACUGGCGCAGGCAAACAACACAGUCGCAAUGGGCCAUUCGUUGAAGAAGCGAGGGUCGGCCCUCACGUUACCGGAGCUUCGUCGUCGAUCACUCAUGUUCGUGCUGGCUCGACAUCAUAUCAGGAUCAUACAGUCGAUCCAGAAAGAAACGGGACAGUCAUCCAUCCGACAUCAAUUGGCCACACACAGAGCCACUCAAACUCGGGUC